AUGAGCUCUUACUUCCUCAACUUUACCACGUUUGAUAUCCAACUUUGGCCGCCUCCACCGAAGAUAGACCCGAAAGUCUUCGCUGAGUACGCCCUGAAUCCUUCGUUGCUGGUGCCCUUACUGCUGGUCUACCACACCUUCACUUCAAUAGUGCUACAAGCCCAAAACUUCCGCGACUACCCAGGACGACGUGAUUCUGUCUGGUAUCAGAAGCAUUGUUCGCUGUCGGAGAACAUCCACCUACUGGUCGUGAACAAGAUGGUACAACCAACGCCAGCAGCGACCUUGGAGAAUUUGUCACGCCUAGCAUCGAAACCUGGUGUCCAAUCCACCCUCAUUCUCUCCAAAUCUGACGGCUCUAUCAUUCGCAGCACUGGGCUUCUUGCUGGAUCGUCAUCCUCGUCUUCACGAGACCUAUCCGUGGGGAAUGGUUCAAGCCAUGAUGGUUCCGUAGAGCCGGUGGAUGCAAUAAGAACUGGGAUUGCUUAUCCUAGCAGCACAAAAGAUGAGAAGAAAGGUCACAGUGCAGAGGACAUUGCACGAAUGGUAUUUGCGUUUGUGGCAGGAGCAAAGGCAUUCACAGAGGGCAUGGACAUGUCGGAUGAAGUCAAACUCCUUCGGUUGAGGACACGCAAGACUGAGAUAGUCAUUGUCCCGGAUGCGAAGUUUCUACUCGUUGUCAUACAUGAUACUCCGCCAGCUUAG
Letharia lupina is the source of this 705-nucleotide messenger RNA. RefSeq lists its product as uncharacterized. The transcript is spliced from 6 exons. Gene Ontology annotation, biological process: microtubule-based movement. Gene Ontology annotation, cellular component: cytoplasmic dynein complex; cytoplasm. The record is from RefSeq and is a predicted model, not a curated record. Bases 1 to 705 code for a protein of 234 amino acids. Lineage: Eukaryota; Fungi; Ascomycota; Lecanoromycetes; Lecanorales; Parmeliaceae. Gene Ontology annotation, molecular function: dynein intermediate chain binding.